ACCGUCCAUAAUUUUAGAGGGUGCCUCAAGACCGUCCAUAAUUUUAGAGGGUGCCUCAAGACCGUCCAUAAUUUUAGAGGGUGCCUCAAGACCGUCCAUAAUUUUAGAGGGUGCCUCAAGACCGUCCAUAAUUUUAGAGGGUGCCUCAAGACUGUCCAUAAUUUUAGAGGGUGCCUCAAGACUGUCCAUAAUUUUAGAGGGUGCCUCAAGACCGUCCAUAAUUUUAGAGGGUGCCUCAAGACCGUCCAUAAUUUUAGAGGGUGCCUCAAGACUGUCCAUAAUUUUAGAGGGUGCCUCAAGACCGUCCAUAAUUUUAGAGGGUGCCUCAAGACCGUCCAUAAUUUUAGAGGGUGCCUCAAGACCGUCCAUAAUUUUAGAGGGUGCCUCAAGACUGUCCAUAAUUUUAGAGGGUGCCUCAAGACUGUCCAUAAUUUUAGAGGGUGCCUCAAGACCGUCCAUAAUUUUAGAGGGUGCCUCAAGACCGUCCAUAAUUUUAGAGGGUGCCUCAAGACCGUCCAUAAUUUUAGAGGGUGCCUCAAGACUGUCCAUAAUUUUAGAGGGUGCCUCAAGACUGUCCAUAAUUUUAGAGGUGCCUCAAGACCGUCCAUAAUUUUAGAGGGUGCCUCAAGACCGUCCAUAAUUUUAGAGGGUGCCUCAAGACCGUACAUAAUUUUAGAGGGUGCCUCAAGACUGUCCAUAAUUUUAGAGGGUGCCUCAAGACCGUACAUAAUUUUAGAGGGUGCCUCAAGACUGUCCAUAAUU
Molecule: messenger RNA, 762 nt
Organism: Staurois parvus
Lineage: Eukaryota; Metazoa; Chordata; Amphibia; Anura; Ranidae
Source: the annotation of a GenBank genome assembly